Messenger RNA from Knipowitschia caucasica, 264 nucleotides. NCBI's taxonomy places the organism in Eukaryota, Metazoa, Chordata, Actinopteri, Gobiiformes, Gobiidae. The record is from the annotation of a GenBank genome assembly.
AUGCACUGCCUCACAUCACAGGGGGCCAAGUCCAGUCAGGGGCACUCAGAGGCAGGAGCCUUUGAGGGAUGUGACCAGUCUGUUGUCCGAGCUCAGGGAGAGACUGCCAAGCUCACGGGAGGAGGGACGCUGCAACAUCUGUCUGGCUCUGAGGUCCAGUCAGUUUUUAAACCACAGAACCAAAGCCCAGAGAAGGAGUUCGACAAUACUCUACAGACUUCACUCUGGACAGAAACACAGUGUCACGAACUGGUCUCUGUCUGA